Dothidotthia symphoricarpi CBS 119687 is the source of this 2340-nucleotide messenger RNA. Its product is annotated as Rho GTPase activation protein. Gene Ontology annotation, cellular component: cell cortex. The transcript is spliced from 5 exons. The record is from RefSeq and is a predicted model, not a curated record. Gene Ontology annotation, molecular function: GTPase activator activity; protein binding. NCBI's taxonomy places the organism in Eukaryota, Fungi, Ascomycota, Dothideomycetes, Pleosporales, Dothidotthiaceae. Gene Ontology annotation, biological process: regulation of actin cytoskeleton organization; regulation of GTPase activity. The coding region runs from base 1 to 2340 and encodes 779 amino acids.
AUGGCCGUCUCGAUGCUGCACGCUCCCUCGCGAGCCUCGACCUCGUCCUCGUCGUCCUUCAUCCCCGUCUCGCGCCAGAACACGAUGUCGUCGCACGAUGGCGCGCGCUCGGUGCGCCAGUCGAAACGCUACUCCGUCACAGCGCUGUAUCUGUCCAUGUCGGCAAAGGACAAGGACCUCGAGAUCGAAGACGACCUGGCCAGAGCCCAGAAGAUUCUGCGCGAACUCAAGUCCAAGAUCUCAUCGCAGUCGAAAAAGAACUUCGUCCUCGAAAAGGACGUGCGCUACCUCGAUUCGCGGAUAGCGCUGCUCAUCCAGAACCGCAUGGCUUUAGAAGAGCAAAACGAAGUUGCAAGCCAUCUUGAAGACGGGCUCGAACUUCAAGAGGGCUUCUUCCCCAACGACGACAAGACGCAGAAAUACGGCAACCUGCUCUUCCUCCUACAGUCCGAACCGCGACACGUUGCCCACCUCUGUCGCCUGGUGUCCAUGGCUGAGAUUGAUGCCCUGCUCCAGACUGUCAUGUUCACCAUCUACGGAAACCAGUACGAGAGUCGUGAAGAGCAUUUGCUGUUGACCAUGUUUCAGUCAGUACUCACGUUCCAGUUCGACAACACGCCAGACUACAGCUCGCUUCUGCGCGCCAAUACACCCGUCUCGCGUAUGAUGACCACGUACACCCGAAGAGGACCCGGCCAGAGCUAUCUCAAGGUCGUUUUGCAAGACAGUAUCAACUCACUCAUCGAAUUGAAGGAUCUUGAUCUCGAAAUCAACCCGCUCAAAGUAUACGAGAAGAUGGUCCUCGAACUUGAAGAGCAGGGCCAAUUACCAGCCGAUCUUCCAAAGGGUGUUACUGCAGAGCAGGCCGCAGAGAACGACAAAGUCCAGCAGAUUAUCGGCCCACGUGUGACCAUGCUCAUGGAGAUAGCCAACAACUUUCUCAGCACCAUUAUCAACGGCCUCGAUGAGACGCCCUAUGGCAUCAGGUGGAUAUGCAAGCAGAUUCGCAGCUUGUCACGGCGAAAGUACCCUGACGCACAGGAUCAGACCAUUUGCACGCUCAUCGGCGGCUUCUUUUUCCUCCGGUUUAUCAACCCUGCAAUCGUUACACCGAGAUCAUACAUGCUUAUCGAUGCGACACCAGCCGAGAACCCCAAACGCACGCUCACAUACAUUGCGAAGAUGCUACAGAACUUGGCAAACAAGCCCUCCUACGCGAAGGAGCCGUAUAUGGCCAAGUUGCAGCCUUUCGUCCACCAGAACAAGGAUCGAAUUAACAAGUUUCUUCUUGAUCUCUGCGAAGUACAAGACUUUUACGAAAGCUUGGAGAUAGACAACUACGUUGCUCUGUCGAAGAAGGAUCUUGAGCUCUCUAUCACACUCAAUGAGGUGUAUGCGACGCAUCAAUUGUUGGAGAGACAUAUCGCGGAAUUGGCAAAGGAUGACAGUUCGCAUUUGGGUGUAAUCUUGUCAGAACUCGGACCUGCACCAGCCCAACUUCCACGAAAAGAGAACAGGGCCAUCAAUCUGCCGUUGUUCAGCAAAUGGGAGACACCACUUGACGAUUUUACAGCAGCUUUAGACAUCACACAAGAGGAGAUCUUCUUCAUGGAGGCUAAGUCGACCUUUGUCAUGAUCCUCCGCUCGCUCCCACCCAGCACCUCGGUUACCCGACGUCCUUUGAGGCUCGACAGGAUCGCCGAAGCAGCUGCAACAACGAAAAACGACUCCGUGAUGGUGAAGAAGGGGAUUCGGAGCAUGGAACUUCUCAGCCAGUUGCAGGAUCUGGGCGUCAUCGACAAAGAAGACGGAUUCUCACUUCUUAGGGAUGAAGUCGAGCAAGAGUUGGUUCACUUGGGGUCCAUGAAGGACAAAGUUAUCGACGAGACAAGGAAGCUUGACGAAGUCAACCGCACGAUUCGAGACCACAAUGCCUACUUGAUCGGUCAGCUGGAGACGUACAAGUCUUACCUGCACAACGUCCGCAGCCAGUCUGAGGGCAAGACAAGGAAACAGCAGAAACACCAAGUCCUAGGUCCCUACAAGUUCACGCAUCAACAGCUGGAGAGGGAGGGCGUUAUCCAGAAGAGUAACGUCCCAGAAAACCGGAGAGCUAACAUCUACUUCAACUUCACAAGUCCACUCCCCGGUACGUUCGUCAUUUCGCUGCACUACAAAGGUCGCAAUCGUGGUCUCCUCGAGCUCGACCUGAAGCUCGACGACCUCCUCGAGAUGCAGAAGGACAACCAGGAAGACCUGGACCUCGAGUACGUUCAAUUCAACGUGUCCAAGGUUCUUGUCCUCCUCAACAAGCGAUUUGCACGGAAGAAGGGAUGGUAG